GAUGGUGUGCCAGCAGAGAGAGAGAGCGUUGAUGUUGUGUUUGUGGUGCAGGCGGCCUGGCUGCUGAAGGCUGUCACAUGCAUCGACCUGACAACUCUCGCUGGAGAUGAUACACCGUCCAACGUCCACCGGCUGUGUCUGAAAGCCAUCCAGCCGGUCCCAUACCACCUGCUCAACAAGAUGGACAUGCACUACCAAGGACUUACUACUGCAGCCGUGUGUGUGUAUCCGUCUCGGGUGGCUGAUGCCGUUCGGUCACUGAAAGCCGCCAACUCCAGCCUUGCUGUGGCCUCAGUGGCCACUGGUUUCCCAGCAGGCCAGACACCACUGGAGACCCGGCUGCAGGAAGUCCGCUUGGCGGUGGCUGACGGAGCCAUGGAGAUUGACAUCGUCAUCAACAGGACGCUGGCGCUCACGGGACAGUGGGAAGCCAUGUACGACGAGGUGCGUCACUUCCGGGAAGCCUGUGGGGACGCACACAUGAAGACCAUCCUGGCUGUGGGAGAACUGGGAACCUUCACCAAUGUGUACAAGGCCAGCCUGGUAGCCAUGAUGGCCGGUUCGGACUUCAUCAAGACAUCCACAGGAAAGGAAUCUGUCAACGCCACAUACCCUGUCGCCAUAGUGAUGGUGAGGGCAAUCCGGGACUACUACUUGUGUACAGGCCAUAAGGUGGGCUUUAAGCCAGCGGGGGGGAUCCGCACCGCUCACGAGUCUCUGCUGUGGCUCACACUGAUCAAAGAGGAGCUGGGACACGAUUGGCUCUGCCCGCACCUUUUCCGUCUCGGAGCCAGCAGCCUAUUGGCUGACAUCGAGAGGCAGAUCUACCAUCAUGUGACAGGACAGUAUGCGGCCUAUCAUGAGCUGCCAAUGGCCUGAAGCUGUGACUUCCUGUUUUAAAUGACUUCAGACUCACCACCCAAGCCUGAUCGUGUUGUUCAGGGCUUUAACUGAAGACUGGGACCAGUGUCUGUGACACAAAGAAUGGCUUCUUCAGAAGCAUAUUACUGUACUACAUUAUUCACUUGUCACAGUAUUUUGUUUCAUAAUAAAUUGUAUCAUUGUGAAUGAUGUGCUGAGUUACACCUAAUUUGCUUCAUGUGAAGUGGGAAAAACUAGUGAUUUAAAUCUAUUUGUCCUUCAAAACCAGAUAAUGUGUUUAACUCUGGUCCUUGCUGAUUUUUCACAAAAUAAAGUCUGCAAACAUAA
Etheostoma cragini (Arkansas darter) is the source of this 1209-nucleotide messenger RNA. RefSeq names its product deoxyribose-phosphate aldolase (putative) (gene dera). The annotation marks the transcript as partial. Gene Ontology annotation, cellular component: cytoplasm. The transcript has 7 exons. Gene Ontology annotation, molecular function: deoxyribose-phosphate aldolase activity. NCBI's taxonomy places the organism in Eukaryota, Metazoa, Chordata, Actinopteri, Perciformes, Percidae. The record is from RefSeq and is a predicted model, not a curated record. Gene Ontology annotation, biological process: carbohydrate catabolic process; deoxyribonucleotide catabolic process.